AUGGAGCAGAGAAACGUGUUUGAUGUUCUUUCCGGUGGUUCUGAAAACCCCAAUGCUGAUGCAGAACUCAGAAUACAGCUUUCUCGAUUAUCCGAACUGUCGCUGCCAGAAGUUUUUGACCUGAAGUCUAAAUUGGAGACCCAGCUUUCUCAGCUUUUCGACGAUCUGCAACAUCAGGGUGUGAAUCUUGAGUCUAGCUUGGUCACGGAAGAUGGGUUUCCCCGGUCAGACAUAGAUGUUUUACAGGUGCGGCUUAUUAGACGAGGUAUAAAUAUUCUUCGUAAUGACCUGAAGGCUGUUAUCGUUCGGACUCAGGAACUUAUGGCAGACCAGUUCCAGAGAUUGGCAGCGAAAACCCAGUCAAUUGGUGGAUCUGAGGUGACAGAGUACCGCAUCCCGUUUGCAGCAGUGACGGAAGUUGUGAUUGACAGUCCCUCUCACUCAGCUGUAAGUAUACAAUCAUAUAUCGUAAAUUCCCACAGGCGGCGGUUACUAACAUUUUUGCAGGGAUUAACAAAAGGCGACAAAAUUGUGAAGCUCGGUACUAUACACGCCGGCAAUAACAAAUCUUUAGGAGCUAUUGGGCCACUUGUCCAGACAAAUGAGGAAAAACCCGUAACAAUUCGGGUGCUCAGGAAUGGCACCUUUCUCAACUUAACGCUAGUACCGUCAAAAAAAUGGGCAGGACCCGGCCUUCUAGGCUGCAGGUUAGUACAUAUCUAG
This is a messenger RNA of Lachancea thermotolerans CBS 6340, 723 nucleotides long. It is a transcript of the gene NAS2, whose product is annotated as Nas2p. Gene Ontology annotation, molecular function: protein binding. The record is from RefSeq and is a predicted model, not a curated record. Gene Ontology annotation, biological process: proteasome regulatory particle assembly. Lineage: Eukaryota; Fungi; Ascomycota; Saccharomycetes; Saccharomycetales; Saccharomycetaceae. Bases 1 to 723 code for a protein of 240 amino acids. Gene Ontology annotation, cellular component: cytoplasm; nucleus. The transcript has a single exon.